AUGAUUCCUCUCUUCAACAAAGUGCUUCCUCUCUUGAUCAAGAUGCUUCCUCUCUUCAUCAAGAUGCUUCCUCUCUUCUUCAAAGUACUUCCUCUCUUGAUCAAGGUGCUUCCUCUCUUCAUCAAGAUGCUUCCUCUCUUCAUCAAGAUGCUUCCUCUCUUCAUCAAGGUGCUUCCUCUCUUCAUCAAAGUACUUCCUCUCUUGAUCAAGAUGCUUCCUCUCUUCAUCAUGCAGCUUCCUCUCUAA
Molecule: messenger RNA, 246 nt
Organism: Trichomonas vaginalis G3
Lineage: Eukaryota; Parabasalia; Trichomonadida; Trichomonadidae
Product: SLEI family protein family
Exons: 1
Coding region: 1-246 (81 amino acids)
Source: RefSeq, a predicted model, not a curated record